GUUAAUUAGACUUGGUGAUUUGCAUUGGAAAGAUAGUGUCUAUGCAUAAAGUAUGUUUCUCUUGUUGGCUGGUUGAAAAAGACGACAAAAAGGAAACAAUUUAAACGAAUCAGUAUUAUUGUAUGUGGCUACGCUUUAAACCGAGUUAAUAUAGUGAGUUAAGUCGGACUCCGAGUCCGAACAACCACGUUGUGUUCAGGUGCGCGCGCGUCGCACUUUUUGUGGACAGUGUCUGAAUUGUAUAAAUGAUAUAAUGUCAGUUAGUAGUCAGUUCUGAUUCAAAAUGCCAUUUCGUGAAACAGAGGAGACAUUUUAUGAUGCCUUGUCAUACAAAGUGAAACAUUCGAAACGAGUAUUUUUCUUAGUAUGGCGAGGGAGCAUUUACAAGUUAGUUUGGCUCGACCUAUUAGUGUUCCUGCUUUUAUAUUACGUGCUCAAUUUAACUUACCGCUUAUUAUUAGAUGAACAUUCCAAAAGGGUAUUUGAGGGCGUUGUAAACUACUGCAGUUUUCAUGGGAAUGUGAUCCCUCUGUCGUUCGUAUUAGGGUUCUAUGUUACUGUGGUAAUGAACCGCUGGUGGAAUCAAUACACAACUAUACCUUGGCCUGACUCGAUCGCGGUCUUCGUCUCAGCAACUAUACAUGGCCAGGAUGAGCGCGGGCGUCUGAUGCGGCGGACCAUCGUGCGGUACGUGUGCCUCUGCCUCACGAUGGUGCUCACGAUGAUCUCACCCAGGGUCAAGAAACGAUUCCCCACACUAAACAACUUCGUUGAUGCUGGUCUCUUGUUGGAAAAUGAGAAAAUGAUCCUUGAUAAUCUGAAUGAUAAGUUUCCUAAACCUUCGAAACAUUGGCUACCAAUAGUAUGGGCGACCAGUAUAGUGACAAGAGCUCGCAAGGAGGGCCGAAUAAGAGACGAUUUUGCCGUUAAAACUAUUAUAGAUGAAUUGAACAAAUUUAGAGGACAGGCUGGACUUCUUCUUAGUUACGACACUAUUAGUGUACCUUUAGUGUAUACUCAGGUAGUGACAAUAGCAGUAUACUCAUAUUUUAUUACAUCUGCAUUGGGCAGUCAAUGGGUUGACAAUAAGUUACAACGCAACGAUUCAGUCAAUAUAAGCAAUAUUGACCUAUAUUUUCCAAUAUUUACAACGCUAGAGUUCUUUUUCUAUAUGGGAUGGUUGAAAGUGGCCGAGUCGCUUAUCAAUCCGUUCGGCGAAGAUGACGAUGAUUUUGAAGUGAAUUGGUUGAUCGACAGAGAUUUACAGGUAUCAUACAUGAUAGUGGACGAGAUGCACCACGAGCACCCGGAGCUCAUCAAGGACCAGUACUGGGACGAGGUGUUCCCGUCCGAGCUGCCCUACACCAUCGCCACGGAGAACAACCGGGAGGAGCACCCCGAGCCGUCCACGGCGCGCGUGGCCGUGCCCGUGCGACAGCGCAGCAUGGUCCUCUCCGCGCCCUCCAACGUCAAGAUCGACGAGCUCAACCCCUCCAACACCGUGAGUUACAAGUUCGACCCCCCAGAGCAAUUGCAAAUGAACGACGAUGCUGUUUCUGGCAUCCAUUUCAUCGUGAACCGCGGCAGCAAGCGCGGCAAGAAGGAUGAUAGGAACUCUAUGGGCUCUACAAACUCUAUGGCGUCGCUACAACAGACCCCCAUGACGCGGACCAAUUCAGUUACUUCUAUGCUAAAGAGGCUAUUCUCAAAAGACGACCAAAGACCCAUGACGGGGUCGCAGACAGAUGGUGGUGGUUCUCGGUUCAUGAUAUCUGCCAGCAAUCCAACGUUGAACAAGCCCGCCACGGCCGCCGGAGGCAGUAUGAAGAUAGCUAAUGAUAUUAUUGAGGAGGUCGACGAACAAGCAACCAUCACAAGUAUGGGGAAACGACCUGAGGCUAGGCCAACAGCUAUGAGUUUGUUUACACAAGUACCUCCCACACCGAGCGAACCAGUAGAUGUGCCUUCACGGAAUUCAAAUAACAACAGCUCCAACGGACGGUUGUCAUCAUCGGCGCCGACGCCAUGGAACGCAGUAGGCAGCGCGGCGGGCGACCUCAGCCCCACUGCUCAGUCCAUGACUACGCAGGACUCCUUCAGCAUACCGGCAGAGCGACCGCGCCUCGACAGCGAUGUCGGCCCUUCACUCAGCGCCGCUGGUAGUCAAACCUUGCUGGACGAAGCUGAUGGUGGAGAAGAUCCAGACAUGGACUUCAACCGGUUGCGCAGCAUACGCGAGCAACAUCGCCGUGAUAAAUACCUUCAGAAACUUAUGGCGCGCUCUGUGAGCGCACAACAGCGAACGGGUAGCAUGGAAUUAAUAGACAAUGAUCUUUUACUAGAAGACCUCCUAUCGCAAUCAGCAGCAGCACAGAAGAAAGACGAUAAAUCAAAGAAUGAUCCCAAAGAAAACACUACUUGACAUAGCAAAAGCUUCAUAUUUCCGUGGGAAGGCGCGGAAUUCUGAACACCUCAGCACAGUUCAGUAUUAGCAAAAUGUGAUACUAAUAAUGGUGCAUUGGAUGUAUUGAUAUUAAAAAUGUAAAUAUAUAAAUCAUUUUCACCAU
Molecule: messenger RNA, 2567 nt
Organism: Trichoplusia ni (cabbage looper)
Lineage: Eukaryota; Metazoa; Arthropoda; Insecta; Lepidoptera; Noctuidae
Gene: Best1
Product: bestrophin-4
Exons: 13
Coding region: 284-2422 (712 amino acids)
Molecular function (GO): chloride channel activity
Source: RefSeq, a predicted model, not a curated record